Penicillium chermesinum is the source of this 2073-nucleotide messenger RNA. RefSeq lists its product as uncharacterized. The record is from RefSeq and is a predicted model, not a curated record. The transcript is spliced from 7 exons. NCBI's taxonomy places the organism in Eukaryota, Fungi, Ascomycota, Eurotiomycetes, Eurotiales, Aspergillaceae. Gene Ontology annotation, biological process: regulation of DNA-templated transcription. Gene Ontology annotation, molecular function: DNA-binding transcription factor activity, RNA polymerase II-specific; zinc ion binding. Bases 1 to 2073 code for a protein of 690 amino acids.
AUGAGCAAGCGCUCUUUCGAAGAGUCCAGAGAAAGCCAGGAGGAUGGCCUCUUGCCUAUCCAUGAUCUGCUGUCGCCCGGUGAGGAGCCUGACGCUCCAUCCGGUCCCAGCAAGAAGCCGCGCAAUUUCAUCGCAACAGUGGCAUGCGAGACGUGUCGCUUGAAAAAGACACGAUGCGAUGAAUCAAGACCGAAAUGUGGGCUGUGCAAGAGCCUCGGUCUCGAGUGUGUCUAUAAUGAGCGCAAAUCAUCCAAGCGAGAUCAAUCAUUGACAUUGAUCAUGAGUACUCUUCACCGGCUGGAGACAAAGCUAGAGGAUAUCCCCAGCUCCAUCGCCAAGGACAUCCAGUCCAUUGGAGGCCAACUGCGAUAUCAGGCCUCUACUAAUAUGGAUCACGAAAUGACUCGCUCCCCGGUCAGAAGUGACGCCCGUCCUGUCGUAUCGUCUUCCCACAUGCCUGCUCCGCCAGAGGUGGAUGACCUCGAUUGGGAAGACAAUUCGUCGGCCAAAGAUUCAGCCGGACGCAUUUCAAUCUCUUUUAGUCAACACGGUGUCAUUCUUUGGCCAGGUGCUCGCACAAUACUACCACGAAAGUUACUAGCUGACUACGAACUUCUGGGCAAGAACUAUGUCGUCGAUUUGGAGCUUUCCCGCCCGCCAUUACCCAUGUUCACCACUCCGUUUCCUCUUCAUGCGGGUGAGCACUGGCUUGAAGCCUUGCCCCUGGCUAUGAUCAGGGGGCUUGCAGAAGCCUUCUUCGCCGUGUUCAACCCCUUCACGCCAAUCAUGGAUCGGAGCUUUUUCUUUUCAUAUACUCUAGGAUCCGCGAUUGAGAGCGGAUUUGGGUAUACUGUUGAGAGCUGCCUUGUUCUCAAUGUAAUGGCACUGGGAUGCCUUGCUGUUCUGUCUCACCAAGAAGGCGAUUAUCCGCUGCCAGGGUCACAGAGCAGUCGCUUCGAAGCCCCAGACUGGGUCAAUGUUAUCUUUGAAGAACAGCCUGGUUUGCGAUUCUUCAAUGAGGCUCGUCGCCGCAUUGGAUUUCUGACUGUAUAUUAUAACCAAAUAAUCCGCCCAAUGGAUUCUUGGGUGCUCCAGCGCGCCGCAACCUGCUGCAUGUUAAUGCUCACCAAUCGGGAUGUGGACUUCAACCAAUGGGAGGGUGACAUGAAGUCCCGAGUGUAUUGGAAUUGCCUAAUGAACGAGACCAUUCUCUCUCAAGAGCUGCAUCUACCCCCGAGUGGCCUGUCGAGGUUAGAAGAGCAAGUUCCCAUCCCCAAAUUCAUUGUCUUCGAAUCUACCGGCUACGCCACAAGCCGAUUUCCUCCAAUAAAUGUGGUUGACGACUCUUUCUUCCAAUACCACUUCCUUGCUCAAGUGGCACACCGUAUCAUCCUCACACGAAUCCGCCACUCUCUCUACUUCUACGCCGAGUCCGGGUCUAUCCCUCUUCCCGCUGUGAACAUCGAACUGAAUCACCAGCUGGAGCAGUGGCGCAGAAAUCUCCCACCCACAAUUCAAUUCGACGACCCUACACGCCCGUCCAAACAAACAGGCACACCCAUAGCCACCCCGGUGCAGCCAUCACCUUCAACUCCCAAUUCUCCGCACCCAACAUCGCCUCUGCCCGCAGACUCGACUCGUCCACUGUCACCCGCAGUCGCAGUAACAGACGCUAUGUUACGCGGCCGGUAUAUGAUUGCACAGUUCCAUAUCGGCCGCCCAUAUCUGUACAAGGCCCUGCGUUUGCCUUCCAAAUUAACCGACGACGAUUACGAGCAGGUCAGAAGAGGGCUGCGCAAUGCUAUGGACUGGCCCGUUACUUGUGGCAUUUUCCGCGAUAUGAAGAGUUGUAUUCCUAUUAAGUUCGCCUUCUGUUCCCAGUUCUUUGGCCAGGUUCUCCUAUUCUACUGCAUCGCACACUCGCCUCAUCCUCGGGUACGAGAGACUCUGCCCACCGGUUGGGAGCGCUGGAAUGCUGAAAUGAUGGGAUUCUUACGGGAUUGUGCCCGUCAAAGCCCGGCUGUGGCGCAGGACGUAGAGCUUCUGCAGAGUCUAUGGCCUGCCUCCGACUGA